Molecule: messenger RNA, 1195 nt
Organism: Polistes canadensis
Lineage: Eukaryota; Metazoa; Arthropoda; Insecta; Hymenoptera; Vespidae
Exons: 3
Coding region: 1-1182 (393 amino acids)
Source: RefSeq, a predicted model, not a curated record
AUGGAAAACGUUUCAUGGCUGAUUAUUUUAAGUUUGUGCGGAUGUCUCGCCGAUUGUAUUGACCUUGGACCAUUCAUUAGGAUUGCACAGUGUAGAUCGCAGUGUCUUCAAAAAUUUAGGACCGAUGAAACGUACGAUUGGUUCCCCGGUCGACAAGAAAAUCCUUGCGCUGAGUGCUGGCAAAAUUGCGAGGCCGUGGAAAAACGAUGGGAGGAAGCUAGGAAAACCAUUUGCGAACAAAAUGAUCGCUAUGAGCAAUGUCCAGCUUGUCAGAUAGCGUGUACCUAUCGAGAGACGAGAGUAGCAGAAAAAUAUCUCCCUUCGAUGUUACCAGCACCAAAAAAGGAUCCAGUAACAUUAGACAAAUUCGACGUAGCCAUAGUAUUGCGAAAAAUAAAUAACGAAUGGAAAGACAUGGGUUAUUAUCCAGGAGGAAGACUACCAAAACUUCGUCUAGACAGUUGGAUCAUCGUAAUCACGGAACAAGGUAUAAAUCAAUACAGCUGGCAAGAAUGGGUACCUACUUUGGAGUCUUUGAAGGAAGGAUUAUUAUACGAAGCUACCGUCUCGUGGAAAGAUCUAUCGACUCAAUUGAGAAGACAAAAAAUGCUUCAACAAAAGAAAUUAAACGACAAAGUUAAACAAUUGUUUCUCGAGAAAUAUGGUGAAAAAGUUUUAGCCGAAUGGAGGAACCACGAAGAUUCGCAAAUGUCCGAUGAGGUAUUCAGAAGAUUUUUCUUCAGAAGGGAGGACGAACGCAACGACGACGAGGUUUCCGAAGCUGACGAUGCUAACAAUACUGCUAACUCUUUGGAAAAUCCAAGCACCAAGAAGAAUGAAUCUUUGAGUGAAAAACCAUCCUAUAUAGUAUCCUGGGAGCCAGAAACUGGUGGUCUUAUCGGUAAUCAAGUAACAGAAUCAAAUUUUGUUCAAAUCUCUCUUUACCCUGGCACCAAGUAUCUCGUUAGGAUAGCAUCCAACGAAGGACCCGGCAGUUUUCCUAUCGAAGUCGAUACCAGGCCAAAUUCCUUCCAAAUAAAACGAGUCAAGAUCAAACACUGUGAUACAUAUUUUUUCUGGUAUUUCUAUUUUGCUUUUGUCUUCCUUGCAUUACUAUUACUUAUUCUUCUUGUCAGACAGCUUAAGAAAAGAAACAACAAAGUCAUUGUCGAAGACGUUUAAAAGCAUCGUUGCG